This is a messenger RNA of Sphaeroforma arctica JP610, 399 nucleotides long. RefSeq lists its product as hypothetical. The transcript has 3 exons. NCBI's taxonomy places the organism in Eukaryota, Ichthyosporea, Ichthyophonida. The record is from RefSeq and is a predicted model, not a curated record. The annotation marks the transcript as partial.
GUGAGUUCAAGGGGUGACUCUGGAGACUCAAGCAGUUCAAUUGCAGAUGAGGAUAGGGCCGAUCCAUCAAUGUCUACAUACGAUGUCAAUACACACCAGGUGGAAAAGAGCAUCAGCUAUGUGGGUCGUGAGGCUUCUGCGACACUUAUUGAGUUGGAUUUGGGCCGCACUUUCCCAGCAUUAGACUUCUUCCGUGUGGGAGGCCCGUUUCACGAAACUCUCCGUAUAAUCCUGGAGACCUAUGUCUCGUAUAGACCAGACAUUGGAUACGUCCAAGGAAUGUCUUUCAUCGCGUCUGUGCUACUGCUGUAUGUCGGCGAGUUAGAUGCCUUCAUAUGCUUUGCAAAUAUUCUCAACCGGCCAGUCCUGAUGACCUUCUUCCGUAUGGAGAUGAGUGGG